AUGCACUCCAGGUACCUUGUCUCUGGUCUUCCCAGGGUUCUCCCUCCCCUCCCACCCUUGCCUGCUCCUCCCCUUCUUCCAUGUGUCGAGGGGUGGCAGCGCGCCGCUCCUCACUCUUCCUCGUUCCCUCCCACAGAGGCUCCCCUGCAGACUUUCCACUUGGACGUGUGGGGCCCCGCCCGCGUUUGGGGACAGGGCCACGAGCGGUACUUUCUGCUGGUCGUCGACGACUACAUGCGCUACACCACGGUCUUCCCCUUGCGUACCAAGGCCUACUGUGCGGAGCACGGCAUCCGCCAGACGUUCACUCUCCCGGCCUCUCCGCAGCAGAAUGGGGUUGCUGAGCGCCGCAUUGAUCUCGUCAUGGAGGUCGCUCGUACCUCCAUGAUCUUUGCGGCUGCCCCCCAUUUCCUGUGGCCGUUUGUAGUGCAGUACGCCGCGCAUCAGCUCAACCUCUGGCCCCGUGUCUCUGUUCCGGAGACCUCGCCUACCCUGCGUUGGACGGGGGAGGUUGGCCAUGCGUCGGUGUUCCGAGUCUGGGGAUGUCGAGCCUUUGUCCGCGAUACGUCCGCGGACAAGCUCUCCUCCCGUGCCGUUCCUUGUGUCUUCCUUGGCUUUGUCCCUGACGCGCCUGGCUGGCAGUUUUACCACCCCACCUCGCGUCGUGUCUUCGCCUCUCAGGACGUCACCUUUGACGAGCCGGUACCCUUUUACCGUGUCCCGUCGGUAGACCGCCUCCCUCCCCAGGGUGCUGCUCCCUCAUGUGUUUCCCAGGUAGACCCGGUCGAGCCUGUCGAGGUAGCUGUUGACUCUAGUCUUGCGCGAGGUAAUGCGCGUGCUGAGCCUGGUGGUGCGGAGACUGGGGGUGCUGAGUCUGGGGGUGCAGAGACUGCGGGUGCUGAGCUUGGGGGUGCUGCGACUGGGGGUGCUGAGCCUAGAGGAGCAAAGGGUGGGGGUUCUGAGACUGACCGUACUGUGCCUGUUGGCGCUCCCUCUUCACAGCAGCUGCAUGAGUGGUACUCCCAGCGGUACAGCCUCCGUCGUGGGGCUACUGGAGCUGGGGGGUCUACUGGAGUCGGGGCUGGUGGCCCUGCGGGUGCAGUGUCGCAGCCGGAGCCUCCCUCCCCUCAGCGACUACGUGAGUGGUACGCUCGGCGCUGCACCCUCCGGAGUGGAGCUCCUAGUGUUGAGGUACCGCCAGCUGGAGGUUCUGGUGCUACUAGAGGUCCUGGAGCUGCUGUAGGUGCUGCUGGUGCUGGUGCUGCUGGAGGUCCUGCUGGUGCUGCUGGAGGUACUGGAGCUGCUGGAGGUGCUACUGGUGCUACUAGAGGUUCUGGAGCUGCUAGAGGUGCUGCUGGUGCUGGUUCAGCUGGAGGUUCUCGUGCUGUCUUUACUGCUUCUAGGGGCACUUCAUGGCCCCGGCCGUACUUCGUUCCGCUCCUUCAGCAGGUUCUUGGUCAGCCGCCUCCUCCCAGUCCUCCUCCCUCCUUAGAGUGUCCUCUGCCUGUCCAGUCGCAGACACAGCUACCGUCUGCCUCGCCACUUCCUGGUCCUUCUCCCUACAGCGGUCUGACAGGGGGUCUUACAGAGCGCCGUGAGCCUGAGUCUCGUCCUGUGUUGCCUGUGUCUCGUCAUGUGUCGCCUGUGUCUUGUCCUGUGUCAACUGUUCGUGCUGCUCGCACUGGUCGUCGUGUUCCGCGUGAGCGUCCUCCGCCUGUCCCUGGCACACACUAUAUGACUCUGCGUCCUUCCACUGCUCCACAGCGUGUCCCUCUGCCGUCUUCUCCUGCGUCCUCUCUUCCUGUUCUUACUGACCCGGAGUCUGACUCUCUUCGUGCUGCCAGUCCUACUGUCACGCGUCGACUGGCCACUGCUGUCAGUGACCUUUCCUUUGAGUCUGCUGCUACGUCUGCCCUAGUUGUUGAGCUUGUCGACUUUGCUGCUCGCUGUCGUCCAGACUACGCCGCGAGUCUUGUUGCUGAGUCUGAGUCUGUCUGUCCUCCGUCCGUCGGGGACAUCCCGACCCCGCGCUCUUACGCUGAGGCGAUCGCGGGUGAGUACUCCUCUCAGUGGCAGCCAGCCAUGGACGUAGAGAUGGCAUCCUGGAAGUCCACAGGCACUUUCGUCGACGAGGUUCCCCCUCCUGGGGCGAACAUCGUUAGUGGCAUGUGGAUUUUCAGGGUGAAGCGGCCGCCGGGUUCUCCACCUGUCUUCAAAGCUCGUUACGUUGCUCGAGGAUUUAGUCACCGAGAGGGAGUAGACUUCUUUCAGACCUUCUCCCCCACCCGGAAGAUGACCACUCUUCGGGUGCUACUAUAG
Messenger RNA from Closterium sp. NIES-65, 2319 nucleotides. The record is from the annotation of a GenBank genome assembly. NCBI's taxonomy places the organism in Eukaryota, Viridiplantae, Streptophyta, Zygnematophyceae, Desmidiales, Closteriaceae.